UUAACAACGGGCUUAAACGGUUGAGCCAAACACAAUCUAAAACCCUUUUUGUGGUCUUCUUGGUGAAGUUGAUAUCGCAUAGUUUUCUUACAGUCCAGCUCCAACCUCUCUGAAUUCGACUAUGGCAACCUCUGCAAGUGUAUCUCAGAACCUUAGCCACACUUUUUCUCCCAAACUCUCAUUUUCCCUUUCACCUUCGUCAGGUUGGCAGGUCAUUAGAUUACCCACUUCUUCGAUUGUAGCGAAGCCCCUUACCAGCCACACCCAAGGGCUUGCUCCCCACACUGCUUCGUUGCUCUCACGUGUGAGUGCGUCUCCUGCCCCUAGCCCUUCCCCUACUGCCAAUUCCACAACCUUUCAUGGCCUCUGCUAUGUUGUCGGUGACAAUAUUGAUACUGACCAGAUAAUUCCUGCUGAGUAUUUAACCCUAGUCCCUUCUAAACCUGAUGAGUAUGAACAGCUUGGAUCAUAUGCUCUUAUUGGCCUUCCCGCAUCUUACACCACUCGAUUUAUAGAGCCCAACCAGAUGAAAACCAAGUAUUCAAUUGUCAUUGCCGGAUCCAACUUUGGUUGUGGCUCGUCUCGCGAGCAUGCUCCGGUGGCACUGGGUGCUUCUGGUGUAGCUGCUGUGGUGGCUGAGUCUUAUGCACGAAUAUUUUUUAGAAAUUCAGUGGCCACAGGGGAAGUUUACCCAUUGGAGUCGGAGGUGAGAAUAUGUGAGGAGUGUAAAACAGGAGAUGUGGUUACAGUAGAGCUCGGUGAGAGCCGAUUGAUCAAUCAUUCGACUGGAAAGGAGUACAAGUUGAAGCCCAUUGGCGAUGCUGGACCUGUCAUCGAGGCUGGUGGGAUUUUUGCAUAUGCAAGACAGACUGGGAUGAUUCCCUCUCAUUCAGCUUGAAGUGGUGGUAUUGGCAAUACUUCUAACAUGCCGAAGCUCAGCCCUGUGGCCAUCCUUCUCCGCCUCCUUUUGAAGUAGGAUUCUUGAUUUAAGUAUUGUCUUCUUUGAGACUUAUCUUCAUAUUAUGUUGACAAAAUAAAUUCGCUUGACUAUUCUCUCCAGGUGUUUUUAUGGAUUUGCCAAUAGUACGUUACUGUUUUUAGUUUCUUUUUUCACCCCUCUAUUAAUUUUGUAGUUUUAUA
This is a messenger RNA of Neltuma alba, 1140 nucleotides long. Its product is annotated as 3-isopropylmalate dehydratase small subunit 3. The transcript is spliced from 3 exons. Gene Ontology annotation, molecular function: hydro-lyase activity. NCBI's taxonomy places the organism in Eukaryota, Viridiplantae, Streptophyta, Magnoliopsida, Fabales, Fabaceae. The record is from RefSeq and is a predicted model, not a curated record. The coding region runs from base 122 to 898 and encodes 258 amino acids.